AUGGCCGCGAGCGCUCUACCUGCAGAGACCGAUCUUCAAGCUAUCACUACUCUCCGCGAGUUACUUGAUUUUCUUGAGGUACCUGAUGGACUAUGGGGUUCCUUUCUUCAACAAGUGGGGGACCCAGGGCACCACGUGCGUCUCAUCGCCGCCCUCCCGAAGACGGUGAUUGUUCAGGGAGCUGUGCAAGCUAGCACAGCGGCCGGAGCAGGUUUCUCUGCAGUUCAAGCGGCUCAUGUGGGACUGGUGUGGCGGACUUCAAGGAAACUGGUGCAUAUGUGGUCAGGACUGCCCAUAGCGGAGUUCAAGGACGUGGACCCUUGGGAAGCUGCAAACUCAGGUAAUGCACCGGGUGCUACGGGGGCCGACGGUGGACAAGCUGAAGGAAGUCCCGGAGCUGGUGCCUUAAAGGACCGGGUGUUGAAGAUGUCGGCAUUGGUCGACCAGUCCGAUGAUUCAGAACUUGCACCGGCGACAAGAGACCAGGUGGACCAGUGGAUGUCAGCCUACGUGACUAUAAUGGGCAGCCCACCUCCGGAAGAAGAAGAACCGUCAGAUGGACAAUUGGCCGCCCUCCACAGGAAGACCUUCAUACUGAAAGCUGCUCCCUACGCUGACUUAGCAAUUUUCACCCCCUUUGGACGAAAGUGCCAGAAGGCUCAGAAGUUCAGGGUGUAUCACCCUUUAGGCGAUGGGAGUUACAUGAUGAGAGAGCUGCCGGGACCACAGAACUUGCAACAAUGGCUCACUUCGUGGAGGGUGGACAAAGUUGCUUGUUUGAUGUUGAGCAUCUCGAGCCUGGCUUCCCUCCAGAUCUACGAGAAGGCCAUUGAGCGCCUGGUGUUGCAGUGGCCCAAGUGUUGGGGCUUGAUCUACCAAGCGGAGGACAAAGCGCGGGCAGAGAGGUUGGACAAAAUCCGACGCAGGUUGAUGGUGGACGCCGCGAAGGGCCAGGUCAUGCCACAAGACUGGGACCCGGAUAAUCCUUGGACAACGUGUUUCAGGGUUCUGGCCACGGAUGAAGAAUACUGGUCAGAACAGGUUCGCCACCCUGCAGCCGCAUGGACAGCUGCAGGCGCAAAGGGGACACCACUUGCCCCAGCAGAACAGAUCGCCUUGGCACACAUGCCGGGAGGCGCCGAGGUGGUGGAGGCGGACAGAGACGAAGGCAACGAAGGUGGCCGAAAGCGCCAAGCUAACCGUGAUAAGAGGUUGGCUAGGGCAAAGCGCUUGAGGGCUGAAAGGGAAGAGUUGGACAGGUUGAGAAAAAGGCCCUGGACACCAAGUGCGGACGGCAAGCAGCAGGAUCAGAAGGGAAAAGGCAAGGGGAAGACCAAGGAUCAAGCAGGCACACCAUUGUGCUUCUCCUUCGCAAGUGGCACGGGAGCUUGCGCCUGUCAGCAGAAGAUCAAGAGGGCACAUAAGUCCUGGCUCAAGAUGCUCAGCAGCGACUCGGAACAGACGCCCGACUACGGUGAUGAUGAUGUAGGGGUAGCCACGGGGGAGUUCAAGGCCGCGAAGACGAUUGACGAGUUGUGGACUCCGACAAGGGUCACGGAGGCACUGAAAGCUUCCAAAAGUUUCUCAGAGUUUAGGAGCAAGAGGACUUUCACCUUCUUGCACAUGUUCUGUGGAGAGGAGGACGUGCUGGGGGACGCUAUCAUAAGGUUGGCGGAUCAGGCGGACAUCAAGCUGAAGGUCAUGUCGCUUGACCGGGACCGAGAUGGCAUGGACCUCACAGCAGAACAACCUUUUGGGGAUCUCCUGGACAUGGCAAGGUGGUUCAAGCCGGCGAAGUUUGCGGGGCGGCUGGGAGGUUUGAGCUCCUUGAAGAGAAAAUGCCAGUGCCCCAAGUACUUCAAGCAUGAGCCGCUCAUCGGCAAGGAGAAGACGAGCAAGGCGGCGAAGUACCCGAAGGACCUGGUCUUGGAGUAUGCAAAGUUGGUCAUAAAAGUCUUUAGGACUGUGCUGGAGCUGGAAUGGUGGAGGCACAAGCAAGCGCAAUCGGCAAGUGAGCUCAACCAAGUGAAGCAGAGCUGGGCCCAGUCUAAGGAGCGCAUGACCAUCAAGAGACCGGUGAACCACAAAGACAUGAGCCAACUGCGAGGUGCAAAGAGGGCCUGGAAUGCGGGGGAUUUACAACGUGAUCAACUCCCACAAGGGCCCUCGCAGUCGAAGAAGGCGAGACGGGAGGAUGAAAACUCCUUCUUCAUCGGGGGCAUGCGCAACCCGUACAAGUCCUUGAAGAAGAUGACCAUCUUGCAAGAGGCGGGCAACGAUGUCGCGAGGGCGUGGAAUGCCCUGGUCAAGGACAUGCCGCAGGCUUUGGAAGCAGCGAGAACCUAUGGGUCGGAGAGGUGCGAGUUAGACUCCCGGGUACUGGACGAGUGGGUCACAAGGCUGAACAGCAUGAUGAAGGCGACAACCCCUACGGACGUCGACUUGAAGGGCAAGUACCAAUUCAGGUCGCCCCUUAAACCUGAGCUGUGGGAGGCCUGGCAGAAGUUCAGCAAGGACCCGGAGAAACACAUAGCCGACUGGGCUCGGUUCGGAGCGCCGUUGGGCAUGGGGGCACAAAUUCCCAGGUCAAACGGGGUUUUCCCCCCGGUGGAGGAUGACUCCGGGGAGGGACAACUGUCGACCUUGGAAGCACAGCUGGAUGCAAAGAACUACAAGUCAGUCUAUGAUGACCGAGAGGGGGCUCAAGGAGAACUAGACAGGCUGGUUGGCAAGGGCUUUGCGGAGAUCGUUCCCAUGACAGAGAUCAAGGAGAGGUUCAGGUCGGGGGGCAACAGCCUUGCCAACAUACCUGAAAGGAUCGUACUGCCACGAGUUCGAGACGUGGUCAAGGACAUCCAAGAGCUGUGGCAGCAACAUGGAGGACAACCUCAAGGAGUUGAUUGGGGCAUGGAGUUGGUGGGCGCUGAUCUGAGUGAUGCAUACUGCCACUUUGGAGUGGCCCCAGAGGAGCUCUGCCAUUGCCUGGCGCCGUCAUUGCAGGAGGACAAGGUGGUGGUCUUCAAGGCGAUGAGCUUUGGAUUCAAAGGGGCCCCCUUGAUCAUGGGGCGUCUGGCGGCAACGUUGACCAGACAGUGGCAAGCUAUGGUGCAGAGCCAGGCACGUAUCCAAACUUACAUGGACGACCCCCUGAUGGUGGUGUGUGGCUCAAAGAUGGAAAGGGAGUCGAUGAUCGCUCGGCUUUUGUACUCCGCGAAAGCCUUUGGAGUCAACCUCUCUUAUGAGAAAGGAGAGAGGGGUGCAUCUUUGACAUGGAUUGGAGUCCAGAUUGCGAUCGACGUGGAGGAGCAAACUAUUGUGCUGGACGUGCCGGCAAAAUUGGUGGACGAGGUCCUAGAACGCAUGAAGAGCUGGCAAGGCAUGGUGUCGAUCCGAGAGCUGAGGGCAGUCACGGGCAAGCUCUCCUGGAUCGCGGGGGUGCUCCCGAGAUCGAGAUGGGCUGUUUCCAUCUGCUAUGGCACCUUGGCGGAUGCGGAAAGAGAAGCAAAAGAAGGAAUUGAACAAGUGAGGGCAGCGAAGAGGACGGGCGACACCAGGCCCAAAACGGGUUUGAUCCCGGUGAAACGUCUGGAACUAGCCCGACGCUGGCUUGUGGCCUUCCUGCAGCAGAAAGAGGCUUGGCGCUGCAGAAAAAUACCGAUGCAAGUGGUGUUGCCGAAGUACGCAAUCACCACGGAUGCCUCCCCGUUUGGCGUCGGAGCGAUACUUUCAGUGGUGGACAAGGAGCAGGACAACCUCACCCCCACGGUCGCUCUGGCCGGCAAGAUAACCAAGAACAUCGCGGCGGCGCUGGGCAUAGAAUUCCGGCAAGCCUCAGGGCAAGCCGUGCUGGAAGCCUUCGCUGUCCUCCUGGCAGUGCGUUACUGGAAGGCGACGUUGAGGGGUUCAAAGCUCCUGCUGAAGGCGGACUCCACGGUGGCUUUGGCCCUGAGCAAAAAGCUGAGUAGUUCCACGGCUACACUCAACUUCGUUGGAGCUGAACUCAGCAUCGUCCUGGAAGGGGCCCAGAUGCAGGACCUUACGGCGCAUCACCUCCCAGGAAAGUUGAAUGUGGAAGCCGACUUCCUGUCCAGACCCGACUUGCAGGGGCAGCCACCGGGCAAGCUGCAAGACUUGUCGAUCCGGCAUCUCAACGAAGCUUGGAUGCUGGAGUCUCAUUUGCCCCGGUUGGACAAGCCGAAGUGCCUCAAAGGUGGAGCCAAACAGAAGGGCGCGACGUUAGUCAGAGAGGAUGCUGGUCUGGCCAGCACAGAGGAUGCCAGACAUCUCACCGACGUUUCAAAAGGUCUGGCCAGCACAGAAGAUGCCAGACAUCUCACCGACGUUUCAAAAGGAAGCGUGAUUCCUCCAAGGUUGUUUUCUAUUGAGGUGAACUCCGGCCAUUGCCUGGCUAGAUGCGAGGGACAUGGGUCGGAGGAGGAGGAGGAGGAGGAGGAGGAGGAGGUACCGUGGUACACCUUGGCAAGUGGCGGACAUGGUCAGAGGACGAGCUGGUCCACUUGA
Molecule: messenger RNA, 4521 nt
Organism: Cladocopium goreaui
Lineage: Eukaryota; Dinophyceae; Suessiales; Symbiodiniaceae
Source: the annotation of a GenBank genome assembly